Messenger RNA from Solanum stenotomum, 1233 nucleotides. Its product is annotated as putative F-box protein At1g32420. The transcript has 2 exons. Gene Ontology annotation, molecular function: protein binding. The coding region runs from base 10 to 1233 and encodes 407 amino acids. The record is from RefSeq and is a predicted model, not a curated record. NCBI's taxonomy places the organism in Eukaryota, Viridiplantae, Streptophyta, Magnoliopsida, Solanales, Solanaceae.
AACAGAAUCAUGGAAAAUAAAAAACAAGAUGUCAUUUCUGUACCCAAAGAAGUUGUUAUUGAGAUAUUACGAAGAGUACCUGGCCAUGAUUUGGCUGAAAAGUUAAAGAUGGUAUGUAUGCAGUGGUGUUCAAUUAUACAUACUGGGAGCUUUGCCUACUUACAUAUUGAACAGAGAAUAAAAUCCUCUUCGUUCUCUCAACUGGAAGCAGUUAUUGUUGCUUUUGACGGAAAUGAAAAUCGUUCGGUUACAGUUUCUUCCUUGGAAUGGCACAACAGUUAUAAUCAAAAUGAUCAUCAAUUUGAAGAUUGGAAAACUAAACACUUAUUCACGGCAAAAGAUGUACUAUUAAGCCAGAACUUUCAUCCAUGGAUGAGCAUGAUAUGGGUCAAUUCUGUGAAUGGUUUUGUCUGUUUUUGGUCUUUUUUUGAUAAAACUCAUUUCCAUGUGUUCAAUCCUGUCACUAAAGAAUACCUCAUAACUGCACCAAAUACAUAUCUAGGUGUGGGGAAUAUUGAUUUGGCUACUAUUGUGGGCUUUGGAUUUUGCCCACUUUCAUAUGAAUACAAGGUUGUUGUUCUUGAUAGAAAUUCGGAAGUGAUUAAACCUUCAAUUUUCACUAUUGGAACUGACCAUUCAUGGAGGGCUUUGAAAGUAAUUCCUCGUCACAAUAUUUCAGAUGUUGUUACAGCUGUAUAUUUGAAGGGGAUAUUAUAUUGGUACGCAAAUACUUGUACUUCUACAAUUGUACAUUCUUUUCAUACAAAAACUCUCCUCUGUUUUGAUGUAACUAAGGAAGAAUUCGAUAUGAUUGUGGUACCAAUUGAAAUUCCUGAAUAUUCUGUAACAAAUGUAGUAGAAAAGGGAGAAAAGCUUUGUUUGGUAACAUUAAGUUGUGGUCCUAUUUGCUCCCUCUUGAUCAACGUAUACGUUGCUCACAAUAAUAUUGAUGAUGAUUUGAGUAACUUAAAUUCGUGGAAGAAAGAGUUCACUGUGACAGCUCCGAGUAUUGCAUAUAAAUUAGAUCUAGAUAAUUAUAAUGUCUACACCAUAAUUGUUACUGAUGAGAUCGUGGUGAUUCAACUUGGUGACAAUAGUACUGACUGUGGAUUUUUCCAUGUUGCAACUGGAAAGCUGUUGGGAUUAUUUUCGACUACGCAUGCUACUUUGAUCCCUUACAAGUCAAGUUUGGUAGCUUUUUGUCAUCGACCACUACUUCCUUCCUUAUCUUGA